This is a messenger RNA of Hypoxylon fragiforme, 1972 nucleotides long. RefSeq names its product acyltransferase. The transcript has a single exon. NCBI's taxonomy places the organism in Eukaryota, Fungi, Ascomycota, Sordariomycetes, Xylariales, Hypoxylaceae. Gene Ontology annotation, biological process: polysaccharide biosynthetic process. The coding region runs from base 239 to 1825 and encodes 528 amino acids. The record is from RefSeq and is a predicted model, not a curated record. Gene Ontology annotation, molecular function: acyltransferase activity, transferring groups other than amino-acyl groups. Gene Ontology annotation, cellular component: membrane.
GGAGACAGGGUGUGCAGUAUGAUCUUCGUAGCCAACGGUCCGCGGCCACCCAAACUUCAAAUGGAUAAUCGGCAAUCAUUCGACGAACUGAUUACACCUUGUCACGUUUCCGUCGUCUGCCAUACGCUCAGGGGCUUUGGUUACCAGUUGAAAUUACGACUUGUUGGUCGUAAGUAGUACCUCCAUACAACCCAUUUUCCUUUCUUUCACCAUAUUGCUGGACAAUUAUUACUGGAUAAUGAAUGGUUUCGCGGUGUCGAGGGGCUCGCUCUCCUAUGAGGAGAAGCUAUCUCUCAUUGACGACAGAUCUCUUUCGGACGUGGAAAGCGAGAGUGCUCGGGCAGAACUUGACGGUCGCUUCUCACACAUACAAUGGGCAGCCACAGCGAAAACCUAUUGCAACGGCUUCCGACUAUCAUCAUGGAGCUCAAGUUUACUCAGGAUAGGCAUGUUCCUGCUCCCUAGUUUCAUACAGCAUCGGUGCGCUCGUGAGCGUUUCCGAACAGAAAAGCUUCACCCAACCGCAUACCUCGACGGAAUGAGAGGUCUAGCCGCCCUAUUUGUCUUCUUUUGCCAUUAUUUUUACACGGCCUUCAAGGUAGCAGAAGGUUGGGGCCACGACAACGCCAACUAUGAGAUAUGGCGGCUCCCCUUCAUCAGGCUGCUCUACAGCGGACCUUCCAUGGUCUGCGUCUUCUUUAUUAUAUCAGGCUACGCUCUCUCCUUAAAGCCAUUAAAACAAGCUCGAAGUCGCUCCCUCGACGGUCUUUCAAAUACCAUGACCUCUUUCGUCUUUCGUCGAUUUUUCCGUUUAUACCUCCCGCCCAUGAUCUCGACGUUCGGUGUGUUGAUAUUGCUCCGUUUUGGCAUCUAUGAGAUGACCAGGGACUUUGUCAACGAUCGGAAAUACGUCCACAACGUAAUAGAACACCAUCCGGUUCUGGAAGAAACUACACAAAAACAGCUGCGUCAUUGGGUGCGGGAGAUGUAUGACUUCGUCCACGUCUGGGGUUGGGAGAAAUUCGGCGGCGCCACAGGUUACGAUGUCCAUCUCUGGACGAUACCGGUUGAAUUUAGAUGCUCUAUGAUGCUCUUCCUGGUAAUGAUUGGCACUGCCAACUUGCGGACUGGCGUGCGAUUCUUUUGUCUUGCCUGCAUCAUGUGGUUCGUUCUCCGUAGUGAUCGAUGGGAGAUGGUCUUGUUUCUCUGGGGCAUGGCGAUUGCUGAAUUAGACCUCAUUCGAGGUGCCCACGAACCAAGCCCUUCCCAGCAGCCAUCCCCUCCGCCUGCGACGCUGCUACCUCUUGACAGUACACCAUCUACUACCCCUGAGAGGCGCAGUCCAUGCAAUUUCUUAUGGACUCUUCUCACAAUCCCCGCCCUCUACUUAAUGUCCGAGCCGGACGCCGGGCCCGCCGGCGUCCCUGGCUGGGACUACCUCGGAACGCUGAUCCCAGAGUGGUUCUCGGAUAAGUACCGAUACUACCAGAUGAUCGGCUCCAUCAUCUUCGUGUUCUGCACGGCACGCUCGAUAUCCUGGCAGCGCGCCUUCAACUCGGCGCCGGUGCAGUACUUUGGGCGCAUCAGCUACGCCUUGUAUCUGAUGCACGGCCCCGUACUGCACACCGUCGGGUUCCUCGUCGAGAAGCGAGUCUUGGACUGGACAGGCACCGAAGGCAACCGGUAUACCUGGGGCUUCAUACUCGCGAGCGUCAUCAACAUCCCGCUCGUCAUCUGGGCCGCCGACAUCUUUUGGCGUGCUGUCGACGCGCCGGUUGUGCGGUUCACGAAGUGGCUUGAAGGGAAGUUAUCUAUACAAGAUUAAAUGCGGUAGGGUGCGGUGUAAUGAUUGCAUAAUUGGAUGGAUGAUUUUUUGCCGUUGGAAUACCUAGUAGUAGCGACUUUAACAGUAACAAUGUUGCCGGUUCGGUUCUUUUUUGUAUAGGUAAAGGUACCUAGGUAGGGUUUACAG